Molecule: messenger RNA, 2253 nt
Organism: Nerophis ophidion (straightnose pipefish)
Lineage: Eukaryota; Metazoa; Chordata; Actinopteri; Syngnathiformes; Syngnathidae
Product: UDP-glucuronosyltransferase 2B31-like
Exons: 2
Coding region: 79-1659 (526 amino acids)
Molecular function (GO): UDP-glycosyltransferase activity
Source: RefSeq, a predicted model, not a curated record
GGUGUUACAUUGAAUACAUCUUGCAGGACCUCAGGAGGCCAACUUGUGGAUUCUGAUACAACAAACCCAACUGAGGAAAUGUCCAACAUCUUUCCAGUGCUCCUUGCACUUCUUGGCUUCCUGUCCCCCGGGCCUGCUGGCUGCAGCAGGAUCCUGGUGGUGCCGGUGGACGGUAGCCACUGGAUCAACAUGGAGGUGAUCCUCAAGGAGCUGCACUCCCGAGGCCACCUCCUCACCGUGCUGCACUCCCCCCACAGCUGGUACAUUCCCACUAAUGCCUCCUUCUACACGUCCAUCACCAUGCCCAUGUUGGAGGACGGCACCAAAAAGAACUUCUACAAUAGGAUCCUUGUGGAUGUUAUCGAAUGCCGCAAGUCCACCAACUUCCUGAAGACGUUUUGCCAGCAGCGCAUUAUUACAAAAAUGCUGUCAGCAGGUCACGGUCUUCUCGCCGCGGCCGUCGGCAAGAUGUUGGAUGAUCUGGUUUUUGUAAAGAAGCUUCAGGAUGCCAAGUUUGAUCUCAUGUUGACUGACCCAGGCCUGACUGUGGGGGUGCUCCUGGGAAAAUACCUCAAAUUGCCAAUGGUCUUCAAUGUACGCUGGAUUAAUAAUGGAGAGAGCCACUUCGUUACGUCCCCUUCCCCAGUCUCCUUUGUCCCUGUGUCCGGAAGUGAACUACAUGACCAAAUGGAUUUUCAGGGAAGGCUGAAGAAUAUGCUGCAUUACCUUUAUAGUGUUAUUGAGUUGUACUUUUACAUAAACCCAAAGUACUCGGAUCUCUUCCAGAGGCACUUCCCACCUGGAACAGACUUGCUGUCUUUAGAACGUGCGGCAGAUAUCUGGCUGGUGAGGUCCAAUUUCGUCUUUGAAUUUCCUCGCCCAACAAUGCCUAACGUAGUCUACAUCGGCGGGUUUCAGUGCAAAAAAGCUCGGCCCCUUCCUACUGAUUUGGAGGCCUUCAUGCAGAGCUCCGGGGAACACGGGGUGGUGGUCAUGUCCUUGGGGACACUGGUCUCUGCUCUGCCUCGAGAGGUCACUGAAGCUAUCGCGGCUGCGUUUGCUCAGCUGCCUCAAAAGGUGAUCUGGAGGAUCAAGGGAGAAAAGCCUUCAUCUUUGGGGAACAACACUCUGUUGGUGGACUGGCUGCCUCAGAACGACCUUCUGGGCCACUCCAAAACACGGGCGUUUGUUGCCCACGGGGGCACCAAUGGCAUGUAUGAGGCCAUUUACCACGGGGUUCCGGUUGUAGGUCUGCCGCUGCUCUUUGACCAGUUUGAUAACGUCCUCCGGCUGAAGGUACGUGGGGCUGCCCGGGUGCUGGAGGCAGAAUCGCUCAACCAGGAAGACUUCCUUGAGGCUAUUAAAGACAUUCUGGAAACUCCGUCAUACCGCGACAACAUACGCAGACUCUCACGUCUCCACAACGACAACCUCAUGUCUCCAUUGGACGAGGCCAUCUUUUGGAUUGAGUACGUCCUCAGGCACCAAGGAGCGCCCCAUUUGCAGCCGGCAUCAUACAGCCUGGCCUGGUACUCCUACCUUUGCCUGGACGUGCUUCUUGUCUUGGCUGCUGUCAUCAUAGCCUUUAUAUGGACCUCCGUCUUCAUCUGUAAGACCUUUUGCUGCCGAAGGUUGAGGAGGAAGAUUAAAGCAGAAUAAUUAGUUGUGUCUAAUAAACCUGAGCACCCGUUUUUGUUUAUUGAUGUCAUUGUCAGUAGGCGCAAAUUGAGCAUUUUGCUAAACAUUUACUCUACAUUGGUACAGAAGACGGACAAGUCAAGGUCUUUGGUGUGUGUGGUGAGAGUGUUAGUGAGUCAUCAUGUUGGACUUUGUCGAUAACUCAGACUGGCUGCACUUUCAAGGGGGUGAUUGGAUAUGAAUGAAUGACUGGACACAAACAAGCUCUCCCUUUUACACCACGUGGUAAAAAACACUUCCUUAGAGCCAUUGUCUCCAUGCAGUUAUUCUUCCCACGAAACAAUUUCAAUUGUAUGUUCCUUUCCUGAGGUCCCUAAGCAAAGUUCAUAACAAUUACUAAAAGGUUAUGUUCACAGUCAAAGGCAAUUCGCUUUUUUUUUUUUAAUCCGGCUGAAAUAAACACACGCUGAGAAACAGCUCCGUACCUGCCUACUUUAUGGGUUCUAGAUAAACCUAUGGAUAACGGAGACACAUAUAAUAGUCUCCUUUUCAGGUGAGAGAGGACGCUAAAGGCAGUGCAUUUAAGGCACGGCCCCAAUAUAUUUGUCCGGGUGG